This is a messenger RNA of Mustela erminea (ermine), 9231 nucleotides long. RefSeq names its product zinc finger and BTB domain containing 21 (gene ZBTB21). The coding region runs from base 2010 to 5165 and encodes 1051 amino acids. Gene Ontology annotation, biological process: negative regulation of DNA-templated transcription; regulation of transcription by RNA polymerase II. Gene Ontology annotation, molecular function: protein binding; RNA polymerase II cis-regulatory region sequence-specific DNA binding; DNA-binding transcription factor activity, RNA polymerase II-specific. The transcript is spliced from 3 exons. Gene Ontology annotation, cellular component: nucleus. Lineage: Eukaryota; Metazoa; Chordata; Mammalia; Carnivora; Mustelidae. The record is from RefSeq and is a predicted model, not a curated record.
UGCCUGCCUCUCUGCCUACUUGUGAUCUCUCGCUGUCAAAUAAAUAAGUAAAAUCUUUAGGAAGAAAAAAAAAAAGAGUACGUUAUCGAGCCAGGUGCCUGCUCACAUUUAGACACCAAACCGAAUUCCUGAAAGAGAGCUGAACCAGUUACCCCCCGAGCUUCAUGUCCAGUAAGGACACCCUUCCAGCGGUUCCAGUACAAUUCUUAGAGGUGUCGUUAAUGCUUCACCUUACCCACUCAGGUCAGUCCAUUAGACACCCAGAUAACUGCCUUGGCCUCCCCUGCCACCUCGGUCCAGGCACCACCGGGUCAUUGUUGAUGACUGGAUUGUUGCUGUAGACUCCUAGCUGGUCUGGGCCACAGUCCUGUCUCAGCUGCCGUGUUGCUGCAGGCUCCUAGCUGGUCUCCCAGCUUCCGCCGUCCCAUGCCUGCUAGGAUCCAUUCUCAGCAUCGGAGCUAGAGUGAUCCUUUAGAAACAUAGUUCGGGUCCUUGUCAUUUUCCUGCCAGAAUCUUCCAGCGACUGCCCAUUUCACCUGUGGUGGAGAGCUCGGUUUUCCUGUGCUCACUCAGCCCCGCAGCGUCUUAGCCGCUCCCUGCUCCAGCCCUGCCCUGACCAGCUCUUCCCUCCGCGUGCAGUGCUUGUCCCUUGGGAUUUUCGUGGCCCCCUUGCCUUCUCCAGACCUUCUUGAGUGGCAUUUUGUUGAAUGAGCGAAUAGAUGUGUGACUUGCGAAGUUCUGGUACAGUUUGUAGUGUGUCUUCAGUGUAAAUCCCGUGUUCCCGUUUGCGCCUCCCCAGAGCAUCCUGCGGUAGCUGCGGCUCUCCCUGUUUGCGGUGGGCGACACCGAGGUGGGCUAGCCCGCAGCGCUGACGUCACAACCCUCUUGACCCCGGCUCAUGGGGGGGAGUAGGAGCACGGUGUGCGCGCUUGUGCGUGUGGACCUGAGCACGUGUGACUGGGACUGACAUUUUCCACUCCGUCCUAGUCAGUUUAUGAUGUUAAUUGCUAGUUUCUAAUCACUAAACUUUUAAGAGACCCUUUUUGAAAAAUACUUGUCCGUGCUAUUAACGCUCCAUCUGUGGCUUUUUCCUGUGGCAGCAUCUGAACUGGGUUUCUCAUGGCAGUUAGCGCUCUAAACAGCAUGUGGUGCGCAGCCGAGCUGUAAAUGGGGCCUCACAAGUUGUUUGCUUCUCUGCUGGCCUCUGGGAGAGAUGAUCGGGCGAGCAUAAGUAAACGCGAUCCUGGAGACAUGUAGCAGGGUUGAGGGGAAGUUAAAAUGGCUAACGGGAAAGGAAGGACAAAGCUCUCUAUCAAGCAGCGGCAAACAGAGGAAUUAAAAUUUGGCGCUGCUCUGAAGCCAGCUCAGGUCGGAAUGAGCAGAAACUCCGUGCGCUCUGACCAAGGCGUCUGCUUGGGGACAUUGUCCCUGAUUGUGGUUGUGUCUCGGAGCCCAUUAAAUUCAGUCAGCGCCAUAGUGGGGGAGUCAGAAGAGCAGGAGAGAAGUUCGUGCACCAUGCUUGGUCGUUACAGGCCCAUGGCCCAGCACACGCUUCUUCGUGGGCUCUUCGGAAGAGUCCGCGUGCUGGCGGACCAGCAGAGGCUGAGCCUUUGAAACCAGAGAACUUGCCUGUGUCCUGGGUGCCGAGAUUCUUCCGUGUUUUUAAAGGUCUGGUGAGACGACCCCCCCUGCAACCCAGGGGUCCCAGUUCACAUGGUGGAUAAGUGCCUCCCGCGAUAAGACUGACUUCCUUUCAGAAUCCCGGCCUUAACAGCUCUGGCUCUUCGUGCUUCCUCUCCGGAGAGAAAGGGCUAGAACCAAGCCUCAAGCAGAUGGGACCCCUAAUGUGCAGACCUCUCCUUGCAAACCGUGCUUCUGCCCAGCCGCCGAGGCCCGGCAGCCCCCCGCUGGUAUGAGAGCACCGGAGCCGCUCAGCCAGUGACCGGCGCGCCCUGCAAGCGCCGAGCCCCCUGCGGCCGCUCCUCGUGCUGUCCAAGUGGGCGCCCGCGAUGGAGGGGCUGCUGCACUACAUCAACCCGGCCCACGCCAUCUCCCUGCUGAGCGCCCUCAACGAGGAGCGCCUCAAGGGGCAGCUGUGCGACGUGCUCCUGAUCGUGGGCGACCAGAAGUUCCGAGCGCACAAAAACGUCCUGGCCGCCAGCAGCGAGUACUUCCAGACGUUAUUCACCAGCAAGGACAGCGAGUCCCAGACCGUCUUCCAGCUGGACUUCUGCGAGCCGGACGCUUUCGAUAACGUCCUGAACUACAUUUACUCCUCGUCCCUGUUCGUCGAGAAGAGCAGUCUGGCGGCCGUGCAGGAGCUCGGCUACAGCCUCGGGAUUUCCUUCCUGACCAACAUCGUCUCCAGAACCCCUCAGGCCCCCUUUCCGACGUGUCCCAACAGGAAGAAAGUACUCCUCGAGGAUGAUGAAAGCAGUUCGCAGAAGAGAAGCGUCAUCGUCUGCCAGAGUCGAAACGAAGCCCAGGGCAAAACUGGGAGUCAGAACCAGCCCGACCUAAGCCACACGGCCCGGCCCUCCCCAAGCACCGCCAUCAAGACUGGCCCCGGUAAGCCCCACGUCCCCAAACCGGCCGAGCCGCUGCCCGGCUCGCCGCUGGCCGAGAAGGGCUGGCCAAGAGACGGCUCUGUGGGCUUCGCGAAGGCGGCGGAGCGCGCGGGGCCUCUGGAGGACCCCGGCAGAGGCGGGCUGGGGACGCGGAGCGCGCCGCUGUCUUCCAGGCCCCCGCAGGACAGGGAGGCCGCGGACGAUAAACUCCCCAAAGGCAAAGCCAUCGAGCUGGCUCUGAAGAGACCGCGGCCGCCGGUGUUGUCCCUCGGAAGCGCGUCGGAGACCCCCUAUGUGCUGAAGGAGACGCACAAAGGAGGGGGUCCAGGCGAAGACAGGAACCUGCUGUACUACUCCAAGCUGGGGCUGGUGGUCCCGUCCGGCGGCGCAGGGCCUGGGAAGCCCAGCAUCGACAGGAGCGGCCCGCUCGUCAAGAGUCUGCUCCGACGCUCGUUGUCCAUGGACAGCCAGGUGCCCGUCUACUCGCCCGCCAUAGAGCUCAAGUCUUCCCAGGGGCCCUCUUCUGGGGCGGGCGAGGUGCCGGGGAGUGUGUUCUGUGCCCUGUCUCAGAAGUCGUCUCUGAAGGAGUGCGGGGAGAAGGCGGCCGUCGACGAGCGGAGCCCCGCGCCCCAGCCGCACCGCCUCAGGUCCUUCAGCGCCUCGCAGUCCACGGACAGGGAGGGCGAGCCGGCCGUGACCGAGGUCCGCAUCAAGACGGAGCCCCGCAGCCCGCUGUCCGACCCCUCUGACAUCAUCCGCGUCACCGUGGGAGACCCGGCCGCUGCCGCCAGGGACCUCUCCCUGAAAACCGAAGACGACCAGAAGGACAUGAGCAGGCUCCCGGCAAAAAGAAGGUUCCAGGCGGACCGGAGGCUGCCGCUGAAGAAGGUGAGGGAGGCGGAGCACGGGUCUCCGGCGUCCGAAGACAGCUUCGAGGAGGCCUCCAGCCCCCCGCUCCCCGAUGCAGAGUUUCCAGAUUCUGACUUGAACAAAGAUGAAUUCGGUGAGUUGGAGGGAACAAGACCCAACAAAAAAUUUAAGUGCAAACAUUGCCUUAAGAUCUUUAGAUCAACGGCGGGUCUUCACCGGCACGUUAACAUGUACCAUAACCCAGAGAAGCCCUACGCUUGCGACAUCUGUCACAAGCGGUUUCACACCAACUUCAAAGUGUGGACACACUGUCAGACCCAGCACGGCAUAGUGAAGAACCCAUCACCGGCCUCUAGUUCACAUGCCGUUUUGGAUGAGAAAUUCCAAAGGAAGCUGAUUGACAUAGUGCGAGAGAGAGAGAUUAAGAAGGCCCUGAUCAUUAAGCUGAGGCGCAGCAAGCCUGGCUUUCAGGGCCAGAGUAGCUCCCAGGCCCAGGCCAUCAAGAGGAACCUGCGGUCGCGAGCCAAAGGAGCGUACGUCUGUUCGUACUGCGGAAAAGCCUACCGCUUCCUCUCGCAGUUCAAGCAGCACAUAAAAAUGCACCCGGGAGAGAAGCCCGUUGGCGUCGGUAGGGCCGCCAAGCCCAGAGAGCACGUCUCUCUCGAGAGGCCGGUAGAGAACAAGGAGGUUUACCAGUGCCGCCUCUGUAAUGCUAAGCUCUCUUCUCUUCUAGAGCAAGGAAACCACGAGCGCUUGUGCAGGAACGCCACCGUUUGCCCCUACUGCAGCCUUAGGUUUUUCUCGCCCGAGCUGAAGCAGGAGCACGAGGGCAGGUGUGAGUACAAGAAGCUGACGUGCCUCGAGUGCAUGCGCACCUUCAAGUCCUCCUUCAGCAUCUGGCGGCACCAGGUCGAGGUCCAUAACCAGAACACCAUGGCGCCGGCCGAGAACUUCUCCUUACCCGUCCUGGAGCACAACGGGGAUGCGACGUCCGCCGCCAGGCCCCCGGCGCAGCCCGAGCCCCACAGGGCCAACCACGCGGUCACUGCCAAAGACGACAACACCUUCAGCGACUGCUCGGAGCAGGUGAACUUCGACUCGGAGGACUCCUCCUGUCUGCCCGAAGACCUCAGCCUCUCCAAGCAGCUCAAGAUCCACGUCAAGGAGGAGCCCGCCGAGGAGGCCGAGGAGGAGGCCCCCGAGGCCCGCGCCGCCCCCAAGGACGCCGGCUCCAGCAAGGACGCCAGCCUGUGGCCCUGCGAGAAGUGCGGCAAGACGUUCACGGCGCACAAGCAGCUGGAGCGGCACCAGGAGCUGCUGUGCUCCGUGAAGCCCUUCAUCUGCCACGUGUGCAACAAAGCCUUCCGCACCAACUUCCGGCUCUGGAGCCACUUCCAGUCGCACAUGUCUCAGGCCACGGAGGACUCGGCGCAUAAGGACUCGGAGGCUUGCCCCGUGCCCACAAACUCUCCGUCCCCACCCCCGCUGCCCCCGCCUCCGCCGCUGCCCAAGAUCCAGCCCCUGGAGCCCGACAGCCCCACGGGUGUGGCCGAAAACCCCGCGCCCGCCGCAGAGAAACUGUUUGUGCCCCAGGAGUCCGACACGCUCUUCUACCACGCGCCCCCCCUUUCUGCGAUCACCUUUAAGAGACAGUUCAUGUGUAAACUGUGCCACAGGACAUUCAAGACGGCUUUCAGCCUCUGGAGUCACGAACAAAGCCACAACUGAAAGGCCGGCCCUUCUCACCUGUCGCGGAAGGGGCGGUGGUCUCCAGAGUGCGACCUUAAUUGGAAAUGUGCAUCAGAAGCGAGAUAUUUUUCAAAAGAGAAUAAUAAAGCUUGGAAAUUGUUACGCUUGAAUAGAAGUUGGAGGUAAAUUGAUACUAAUUAGUGAUGAUGUCCUCACUCAGCCUAGGAAGACUAAAAUCUGUCGUGCGUCGGGCGUUUCCGUCACGGGAUGAUUGGACUUCAUUCCUGUUGAAACUUGACUGAUUUCACUUGUUUGCAUGGUUCCUCAUUCCACGGUGUCAGUAUAAUCUUCUCCCGGAGGUGGUCUUGGUUUUUUACCGAUUCACAGUCAGUGAAAUACGGUUCAAGUAUUUCUUUUGAUUCUGUCAGACGCCUAAGUUCUAGUUCAAUCUCGGCCACGUUCCGAAGGCCACGGCGUGUCGGGAGCAAGUGAGUAUAGUUGGCGGCCUCCAGUUAGAUCUUAGGGUACUUUAGCAAUAAAACAAUGAUAAGCCUCAACUUUAUUAAUAAGUUAUCCUGACACUUGAUAACAAUAAAUAUUUGGUAUUUUGUGGUCCUGUAAAAAAAUUUUUUGUAUGAAAACAGUGAGAAAUUUAAAUCAGCAAUAGGAAUAUUUAGAUUUUUACAAAGUAACAAAAGCUUGCUCUUGGGUCAUUUACCAUAACUCAUGAUGGAAGAUUUGGGAAAUGAACACGUGAGGGUUUCUGGGAGGCCUCCAAGCCCGUUAACUAAAGCUUCUGUGGCGACAGGCGUGGUCAUCGCGACCACUGUGCCAUGAGCACGGGCCUCUGGUCUCAGCUCUGACCGGCGCUGGAAGGGCUGGCGGGUUCGGUCUCCUCCGGUUCGUGCUGUCACCAGUGGGGACAUCUGAGUGCGUCGGGGGCAGACAAGAAAGGUAGUAUGAGGCACGCACUCCUUUUGAGUUGAAUUGUGUUAGCGGAAUAGUGAAGGUUGGGACAUACGCUUAGGUACCUUGGUCCCACGCCCCCAGUCCGGACAUCUGCUGUGAGUCCCGAGUCAGCACGGAAUCCCCGAGAUGGGCCCCGGGGGAAAACCCCACGCAGGGUCUCCACGCGCUCUCGACCAGUGUUCGUAGUGUUCCAUUUCCUGCCUCCGUUUCUGUUAGGAUUUGUUGGAGUUCGCUGGGGUGAGAUGUCCUUAGUGCGGCCGUCCUGCUCCGAGUCACUGCUUUAGCGUUUCGUAAAUCUGUGUCAAAGCACUAUCGAGGGUCCAAAAUGAGUUUCGCUACCUAUUUCGGCCCAUAGGGUGUGGGCUGCCGUUUUUUUUCUAGUUUGUAUAAGUUGUAAUUAAAAGGCGCUUGUAGGCGUUACGCAGAGCUCAGCGGGUAUUUCUAAAGGGAAGACUCUUUCACUGGUACAGGCGAGGGGUUAGGUAUGAGCAAGGGGAGAUACUGUUCAGACCGCAAAAUCUUCCCAAGCCAGUACUAUAUGGAUGAAGGCUCCCAAGUUUAUUAAGUUCUUUUUUUUUGCAAGCUCUUCUCUCAAAAAAAAAAAAAAAAAAAAAAAAAAAAAAAUUACUGUGACUAAGAAAUAAUUUACUGAGUACUUCAGUGUGUACCGCUGUAGCAGAAAAGAGCUCCGUCCUGCUCUGUCUUGUCCCCCACAUCCCGCGCCAGCGGUAGGAAAGACUCUCUCAACUUCUGAUCGAGACGCAAGCAUUUUCAUAAAAUGCUGACUGGCUUUGCAGAUCAGAGAAAUCGCAUGUGAAAUUUUGCCUUUUGUUGUUUUCAUGUGAAAACUAUGACAAGUCACAAAAUAUCUGAGUGGCCCCUUCCUAAUUUUGUUCUUACCUAAAUUUGCUGGAGAAAGGAAAAAACGAAGCUGCAGUAACUACUUAUUGCCCUCUUCAUAUUUUCUUGAAGAAAUCUAUGCAUUUUAAAGAUGAAACUAAAGCGUGUGAUGUUUCAAGAAACAUCUAGGUGGCUUAUUGUUCAUUGACUUAAUUCCCUGCAUAAUGUGCUGUUUUCUUACUCUGAACACCUUGCCAGCUGUCACUUCUUCGAAAAGACAGUCUCCCUCAGAGUAGUCCUUGCUUCUGGCCGUCAGACCGUGUGCGGUAAUUCCACGGCACACGUGAUCUGGGCAUUGUAAAUCCAGUAUCCCAGGACUUGAACCUUUAUGCUACGUUUUUGAAGAUUUUUUAAUAAUGUUAAUCAGUAAAAGAAAAAUAUUUUUGAUCUAAAUACAGGCUCAGCUUAUCUGUUAGAUUUUGAAAAUUGCCAGUGUUUUGUCUCGUUCGUUUCACGUUUUUGUCUAGGCAAGGAGCGUUAAGAUUUCAAAUAAAAUUUUGAACCAAAAACAUUUAUAAUGCAGUUCUGGUUUUUCUAUUACUUUUUUUACUCUACCUUCAAAGCGUCAGGCUGAAAGAGUUUAUUUUGGUGGUCAAUAAAGAAAAUAGGCUUCCACUCAUGUAACUAUUUUAAAAGUUUGGAAGUAAAAUAAUGAAAGACACGCAUCGCUCCGUUUAAAAAUGUUUAUCUCACACAGCGGGCAGACCCUCGGUCUGUGAGACAGGUUGGUCUUUCAUUGUUAGGACUCCGGCUUGUAAAGGUAUUCUCGAAAAUGUUUUUUUCUGAUUAGAAUUAAUUUUUGAAAAUGUAGAAAAUCUCGUUAUUCCUUGUAAGUAUUCAGGCUGCCUUUUUUUACGCAGUUAUGGAAAAGAAUGUAAGAUGUUUUAAUAUAUUCUUUGUUAAUCUGAGAACUUGCUAUUGAAUCAUUUUCUUCGUGUGGGAGAGGGGAAGAGGAAAAACCUAAAACACCUUUUUAUCUAAGUCAGCAAUGGAGAUUACAAAUAGUGUGCAUUUUUUAUAGUAAUAUUUCAACUUUAACAGAAUAUUCACCUUUAAAACUAGUUAUGGCUAGUGUGCAUUUAUUGUUUUAUCAAAAUCUCUAAGAAUUCAACCAUGAUGUCACUUUUGCAUCUGGGGGGCAGGUGUGUGGUUCUCGGUUUUCCGUUCUGGAGCGGAUCCCUAACAGCCUUUUAGAAAACACGCUCCAGUUCCUGUCCAUCAGGAGUGGACUUCCCCACGCACGCACCGCUGGUGCUGACGACGGGAGAAACUGUACGACCAGAAUAAAAGUGCCCUUCUGUGGAGGCAGGGGGUGUCUUCCUCUGCAGGCCAGUGGCCCGUCCAGGGGAGGGAGACAGGAGAAUCCUCGUGUGUGUGUGUGUGUGUGUGUGUGUGUGUGUGUGUGUGUGUGUGUGUGUGUGUCUGUGUACAACCAGAAUCCAGAACCAUAGGAAUUAAAGGCAUUUGAAUUUUCUCACCACAAAAAAUUAAAUGUCAUACAUAGCAGGUUUCUUGAUAAUUGCACUAAUUCAUAUUGGGAUUUUACAAGUCCAUUUUGUUGAUUUCUGAUUCCUCAUAGAUGUUUUUUGUAGUAAUUGUGAAAAGUUAUUUAAAUAGUGCUAGUACAUUUAAUAAGUUCUUUAACACUGGCUUUUUUUUUUUUUAAGUUUUAAAAAAAAAAAAUAGGGUUUUCUUUUGCGGCUUUAGCACUUUAAGAAGUUUUAUGUUCCCAUCAUGGUUAACGUGCUUGUUCAGCGCUUCUCUGCGUGUUCGCUUCCGCGUGGCGGGGGACACUGGCUGGUCGCGUUUACGUUCCGGAGGCGGGGGCGUGGGUCGGUGUCAGGGUUUUCAGGAAUUCCAAGAGACCGUUGUUUGGGAACCAAAGCAUUUUACUGUAAAUCUUGAAAAUAAUUGAACUGAGUGCUCUCUAGUCAUUUAUUAGUGCUGUGGUCAAAUUUUCCACAAAGUUACACUUGGUUAAUGUUAAUUUUCAACUGGGGAUAAUUUCUUACUGACAUUAAUCCAAUACCUUAAAACUUUUCAUUGAGUAACACUUACUAUUAAACAAAUGUGGUUAUAAACAGAUUGUGUAUAUUUUGUUGUCAGAUGCGUUUGCAGACUAAAUCAUUGUUUGGUUUUAUUUAGGAAUGAGCUUUGGGGAACUGAAAACUCCUGGUCCGAUAGGAUUUCUAUCUAACGUUAAACCAUUGCUUAUUUGUAUCCAAUUCUGUUGUCC